Messenger RNA from Caenorhabditis auriculariae, 2610 nucleotides. The record is from the annotation of a GenBank genome assembly. NCBI's taxonomy places the organism in Eukaryota, Metazoa, Nematoda, Chromadorea, Rhabditida, Rhabditidae.
AUGCCGUGUUCAAAGUAAUUUCCGCGAAAUGCAAAAUGGUCUCUGACCCUCCAAAAUUUAGUUAUCUUUCUCUUUCUCUGACAGCUAUUUUGAAUUUCGCGGAAUCACUUUGAACACGGCAUGAAAUUGAAUAAAUAGAGCAUAUGGCAGUUACAAUUCAUGAGCCUUUCAUUUCAAAAAAAAAAAAACUAGAAAUUCCACGUUCUCAGCCUUAAACCUCAAUACCUUUUUUUCACAUUAUCAGAUUAAACAAUUUUGAAAAAAAUAGUUAACUAAAAUUGUAACUGAACAAAAAAAUUUUUUGUGCCAUCGAGCGCGUUUGCUUGUGUAAGCGCGAAAUACUGUAGGAAACCGAUCUUAUUCAGAUCAGACUUGUUUUAUUUUGAUAAAAAUGAUAAGAAUAACUAAAAAUAUUCUGAAGUUUUUUCAGGUACACUGGCCAGGAAUCUGACGUAAUAAACCUUGGUUCGUACAAUUAUUUGGGCUUUUCACACAACGAUGGAACUUGUGCCGAAGAGGCAGCGGCCUACAUCGAUAAGUAUGGAGUACACUGUGGCGGAAACCGCCAUGAGUCUGGUACUAUUUGUCGGCCGAUUUUCAAAGUUCAACGGUUUUCGUAGGGGCACACAAAGCACAUGAGAACUUGGAAAAGUGCGUCGCUCGGUACCUCGGUGCAGAUGACGCGAUUUGCUUUCCGAUGGGCUUCGCAACGAAUGCCAUGAACAUUCCGUCGCUUGUUGAUAAGGUGAGUACUUUACUCGAGAAAAGUGUGGAAGGUGUUGGACAGAGGGAAAAAGUGUAUUUCAACUUUUUUUUUCAUAAGUGAAAAACAUAUUUUUCUUUUCUCUUGGAAGCACUUCAAUGACUUCUUCGCGCCUCUUGCUGGCCUAAAAGUUUUCAAAAAAUCACAAAAAUAUAUUUGAAAUCCCUUGUUCUCAUUCGAACUUUCAGGGCUCUUUGAUUCUCAGUGACUCUUUGAACCAUUCCUCUCUCGUUCUCGGCUGCCGACUCUCGGGGGCCGUUAUAAAAGUCUUCAAACAUAAUAGUAAUUUCAUGUAGCUUUAAACUUUCAUCAUAACCUAACUUUUAAGGUGCGGCCGAUUGUGAACGAAAACUGCGUGAUGCUCUGUGUAGCACUAGUCCGAAGACGGGAAAGCCUUAUAAUAAGAUUCUCAUAAUUAUUGAGGGCAUUUAUAGGUCAGCUUUUUUUGAAAUAUUGAUUUUUAACGAUUCGUUUCAGCAUGGAAGGCACGAUAGUUGAUUUAAAAGCGUUUAUCGAAGUGAAAAAGAAGUAUAACGCAUAUCUUUUCUUGGAUGAAGCCCAUAGCGUCGGUUCGUGCUCUCAUCUACUUUUUUUUUGAAGAUUAUAGUUUUCAGGAGCACUCGGACCUACAGGAAAAGGCGUCGUUGAGUAUUGGGGAUGUAAUCCGAAAGACGUCGACAUUUUGAUGGGAACACUGACCAAAAGUUUCGCUUCAGCUGGCGGUUACAUGGCCGGAAAAAAGGUAAUCAAUGAAGGUCAUAAUUUUGAUUCUUGUUCGAAUUCAGGAAGUCAUCAACCACAUAAGAAUUCACUCAGCGGGCCCUUGUUAUGGAGCAACUAUGUCGCCUCCUUUGGUCGCUCAGGUGGAAAGCGCCAUGAAGGUAGGCAAUAUUUUAGAAGACAGAGUUAUAACUAGGAGAAUCUCCUGAAAAUUAAACGAAGAUUCGCGGAUAGUUUAUAAAAAUCAGGUUUUAGCUGAUAUUUCUCAUCUUCUUAUUGAGCAUAAUUUUUGAAAACCAGUAAAAGCCUUUUUCGAGCAUUUUUCUGAUGCUUAUCUUGACUCAAGUCCUUCGAAGGUCAUCCUUAUAUGUGGAAAGGAGCAAAAAUGAAAUUCGCUAUUAAAGAAAGAUUUUCUGUAGUUUGAGCAAAAAAAAAAGCCCGCGAGUCUUAUAGCUCAAAAAAGAACUUUUAAGAUAAUGCUCGGCGAAGAUGGAACUGAGACGGGAUCGCAGAAGGCAGUUCAACUGCUGCGCAAUUCGCGAUACUUCAGACGCCGACUGAAGCAGAUGGGCUUCAUGAUCUACGGCCACGACGACAGUCCCGUCGUCCCUCUCAUGACCUUCUACAUCACGAAAGUCGUGUAAGUCCUCCCCUAACCGUGGUUUCAUCGAAAGUUUCUGUUCAGAGAGUUCUCGCGACGGAUUUUGCGGCAUAACAUCGGACUCGUCGCCGUCGGAUAUCCGGCGACGCCUCUCACCAAGGCUCGGGUCAGAUUCUGCCUCAGCGCUGAUCAUACGCGAGAACAGCUCGAUUAUGUCAGUUUUUCCUCCUUUUUUUCGUUAGUUUCAGCCGCUUUUCGGAUUUUUGCGAUCAAUAAAAACUCAAAGUUAGCGAUCAAUUACUUGUUCUGUCAUUUUCAAGUUCUCACAUUUCUGUAACUAUGAAGGAAUGAAUAGUUGGAGCUUUGAAAAUUCAAUAUUUUUUUUAUCUUUUUUCAACUUUUCUGAAUUUUUUUAGUUUAUAUAUUUAUUUUUUUGUAGGUUUUGGAUGCGUUGAGAGUCGUUGGAGAGGAGAUUCACGUCAUUUAUGGAAAUCCCGAGAACGACGCGAAAUACAUAGAAUAUUGA